AAGGUUAACCCCGUUGUUGCUCAGCUAACACAAAACGUUCUCACAACGUCGCUGCCUUCAUGUUACAACAACGGCAGACCGUUCCAGUAACAUCUAUUCACCAUUGACUACCUUACCGCUGCCAGCUCGCUUAUAUGCUGCAAAGGUGGUAUGUAGACGCUUGGUGAAUGAGAUUAUCUGAGGACUCGUCCACCUGUCAUACAAUUGCUAUGACAACAGUCAAAUCAAUUUAACCUGGUUUCAGUUAGUGGCUGUGACAAGACUGACCCUUGUAUGGUAUUGUCAAAGUGUUUAUUUUUUUCACAAAGGCACAAAUUAAUGUCUCUUAACUUUGAAUCAGUAGUAAAUGUCAUACAAAUUUAUUUAUCAUGUCACUAAUGGUCCCGUUGGGGGUGGAAUUCAACAAACUUUGCUGUCCUUGUAACCAAUUUAAACAUAAUAGCAUUUAACUAAUUAGAACAUGGUAUAUGAGAGGGGACAGGUAUCGGAAUACUUUUUCAUGAUAUUAAGAAUACCGGCCUGCAGCAUGUUUCGAAAACGUUCAGUCGGUUUCCUCUUCUGCACAAAGUGAAAAAUACAGUCUAGUGCAUCCGGGGCAUGUGAUUGGCUACAUGUAGAACUGCACACAUCAGGAGUGUCAAACUGAAUCACUAGGGUGCCUGUAGAUUUACGUGAUUUCCGUUCAAUCAGCUGCCAGUUAAUGCCUUGAGAAUCGCAUCUACCAAAUGGUUAGUUUCAGAGGCCAGGGGUCCGCAGUUUCACCAUUUAGGAGCAUAUUGAUUCACCCCAGUCUUUAAUUUGAUCUGUUAAAAAAUGUUUAGGCCUACCUCUUUUUAUGUAGCCUAAUCUACAGGCUGUAGCUAUCAGCAAAUGGGACUGCCUUCUGCAUUUGCGCCUCGAUUUACGGCCUGCUCUUUAAAGGCGAAGAACUUUCACACAAAAUCGACCUUGUUAAUUGCCCGAACUUCUGUAAAUUCGAUGGAAUAGGCCUACGUAAUCAGACACACUUACAAUAGCCUAUCUCCGCCCGUUAUCGCGACCCUCCAUUAAACGCAUGUGCAAUAAGGUGAGAAGCCAACCGUGCAAUGACUCACACGCUUCCAGCCCCGUGCGACUGUUUGACACAGACGUAUAUGUGUCUAUGACACAUAUGACGCAUGUUUCUGGGGCGGAAUGCGUCAUAUCUGCGCCUGAAACGUCACAGAAAGCUUAGUAAAUACGACCUAAAGAGUUUUCAAACAGACCUAGGUUAAAUUUGUAAAUUAAUCCAAAUAUUUAUUGUAACAUUCUGUGAAUUUAGUAUACAAGCAUUCAAUAGUUAUUCGUUUUUUUGUUGCUGGUCAGGAGGAUAUUCACAAAAAAUGUUCACUUAAUCCUCGAUACAACAUGUACACGUUUGAAAUAAUACCUUAAAAAAAGUGAAAAAUGAACAGAUUGUUCAAUUCUGGGAUUAGAAUCGGCAUACACAGGGGUUCCCAUGACCGAGUUUGAGAACCACAGCGGGAAAUUUUGGAAGUGGUCUUGCAAGGAUUAACUAGCAACAUCGUGUGCUAGGACAGAGUCGCCAACCGUAGCCUACUUAAGGGAGUUUAUACUUUUCAUAUGAAUAUUUAUUUGCAGAAUGAAAAUAUGCCAGGAACAUAAACGGAACCACUUUUUGAGUCGUAUGAUUUCCGCCAGAUGAAUUGUGUGGACAUACACAAUGGCUUUGAACAAUGCAGAAUUGGAACAUGAAGUUCACGUGCACUUAAAAAUACGUGUAUCUCAUAAUUGAUGUUACGCGGUCGACUUCACCUCUUGGUAAACAGUGAGAAAUAACGAAGAAACGUUUUUAUGUAAAGACAGUUUGCAAAGGGAGGACAGUCGUCAGUUCAGGAGAGACAUUCCUCCCUCUAUAAAAUACCAAGGAGUAGUUGGGAGAACACGCUCAAAAGCAGCGAUAAUGAUUAUACCCUUCGGAGUAUGAGCAAUCUGAUGGGCGAGAGGAGGAAGAAAGUAAGAGAUGACGGAGAACGGAGUCUCAUCAAAGCUCCCUCAAAUGCGAGCAUCAACAGCCAGGGACCCGCCGCCGCCUCUACCUCCGCCGGGGACUUGGAGCGAGCGGCGCGCAAGCAGUUCCAGCAGGAUGUCACGCCCGCCUUCGUUUAUGUCCUGGCGGCGUUCUCCGCGCUCGGCGGCUUUCUGUUCGGUUACGACACCGGAGUGGUGUCGGGAGCGAUGCUGCUGCUUAAGAGGGAGAUGAACCUGAGCGCUCUUUGGCAGGAGCUGUUGGUCUCCAGUACUGUGGGCGCCGCGGCGCUCUCCGCCCUGGCUGGCGGGUUUCUUAACGGGAUUUUCGGGCGCAGGGUGUGCAUUCUGCUCGCUAGCUUCAUCUUCUCCACCGGCGGAGUGGUGAUGAGCACUGCCCCGAAUAAGGAGGCCCUUCUAGUCGGACGCAUUAUAGUUGGUCUAGGAUUAGGCAUCGCCUCCAUGACGGUCCCGGUGUACAUCGCCGAAUCCUCGCCCCCCCAGCUGAGGGGCCGGCUGGUGACCCUCAACACGCUCUUCAUCACGGGCGGCCAGUUCGUCGCCAGCCUGGUGGACGGCGCCUUCUGCUACGUGCGCCGCGGCGGCUGGAGGUACAUGCUGGGCCUGUCGGUGGUGCCGGCGGCCCUGCAGUUCGUGGGCUUCCUCUUCCUGCCGGAGAGCCCGCGCUGGCUCAUCCAGAGGGGCCUCACCCAGAAGGCCCGGCGGGUGCUCAGCCAGAUCCGCGGGAACCAGAACAUCGACGAGGAGUACGACAGCAUCAAGAGCAGCAUCGAGGAGGAGGAGAAGGACUUCGGGGGAGGAGGCCCGGUGAUCUGGCGCAUGCUGUCCUACCCCCCCACGCGCCGGGCGCUCAUCGUGGGUUGCGGACUGCAGAUGUUCCAGCAGCUGUCCGGGAUCAACACGGUCAUGUACUACAGCGCCACCAUCCUGCAGAUGUCGGGAGUGCGGGACGACAAGCUGGCCAUCUGGCUGUCGGCGGUCACGGCCUUCACCAACUUCCUGUUCACCCUGCUGGGGGUGUGGCUGGUGGAGCGGACGGGCCGCCGGAGGCUGACGCUCGGCAGCAUCAUCGGGACUGCUCUGAGCCUGUCGCUCCUGGCCGUCGGCUUCCUCCUCUCCGCCCAGCACACGCCCCCCGUCACCCUCCGCCCCGCCCCGCCCCCGGCCCCGCCCAACUCCACCUGCGCGCGCUACGGGUCCUGCGAGCCCUGCAUGCUGGACCCCGCCUGCGGGUUCUGUUACCGUGAGAACGGCAGCUCCGUGUUCGACACUUCCUGCGUACCCGCCAAUCAAGGCUUCACCGGGGAGGCGGCCUGGGGGAGGUGCUCCAACAGCAGCCAGGCGGGAGACGGAACGUUCUGGGCCUACAACUACUGCCCCACCUCGUACUCCUGGGUCGUCCUCCUGGGCCUCAUGCUCUACCUGGCGUUCUUCGCCCCGGGAAUGGGCCCCAUGCCCUGGACGGUGAACUCAGAGAUCUACCCGCUGUGGGCCCGGAGCACGGGGAACGCUUGCUCGGCCGGCGUCAACUGGACCUUCAACGUGCUGGUGUCCCUCACCUUCCUGCACGUAGCGCAGUUCCUCACCUACUACGGGGCCUUCUUCCUGUACUCGGGCCUGGCCCUGCUGGGGUCCGCCUUCGUCUUCGGCUGCCUGCCCGAGACCAAGAGCCGGCGGCUGGAGGAGAUGGAGGCCCUGUUCGAGGGCGGGCUGUGCACGUGCGGCGCCACCGACUCGGACGAGGGCCGGCAGAUCGAGUACAUCCGGGUCAAAGGGAGCAACUACCACCUGUCCGACAACGACGCCUCCGACGUGGAGUAGCUCCCCGUCCCCACCCCCUCCCACCCCACAGCCUCGCUCUCUCUUUCUCUCUCUCUCUCUCUCUGUCUCUCUCAGCCUCAACGCCUUCUGGGAAAUGUAGUCACGUCACUUACAUUGAGGGUUCCAGUUGGACGUUGGGGAUUGGAGAUUGGGGGGAGGUAAACGGCCAUUGGAACACCCUUCUGAGGAAACUAACGAUCUGACAGCGUCUCUCAAACACCGUAGCAAUGCUUUGAGAGAGGCUCCUCCUCCGACCCUACCCUACUAACAUCUCGCCGGGCGAAAGUGCCUGGUCGGUUGAUUAUCGCUCAUUACGUUUCCAUUACAGCUGGAUAUUUACCCCGGUUCGGGUUAAGUGCCGUGCUAGAGAGCCGAACGGCAGCGCCCCCACCUGGUGGGAGGACCUGCCACCGCGCAGAAUGUAGCGGUAAUGUAGAGACUCGCUGUACGUGACAGUGCCAGGAUUUUAUUUUAUUUUUUUGCUUUUACGAGUCAUGAACUCGAACAAUCAAAAGAUUGCACGUUAAUUAACGGCACGUAAAAGUACUUUUGUGUUACCGUGUAACAUGUCUGUGCUCUCGACAUUACAUCAGAACAGUUCCGGGUGUGGCUCGUUGAAAAACGUCCGUACUCUGAUCUCGGAUCAAUUGCGAUGGGCAGGGCCCCACGACGUUCGGCCUCGGCCUCGCCGACUUGCCUUUUCCCCUCUGAAUUUCGCUCGGGCUCGUCACAUCGCAGAGAAACGAGCUACGUCGCGCUCGUUUUCGCGUAGCGGCGCUGAACCGGUCCGCUAAGUUCCCGCGAAAACGAGACGGGCCGUCGGGUCGAGGUUCCCCGAGUCAGAUCUCCCUCCCCCCCCCCCCGCCCCGCGCCGUGUUCCGUCGGUGCGUUCAGGGGAAGGUAAGCGCGGCGUGGCAUAACGAAUCAGGCUGACCGAGUCGGACGCGGCUCUGAAGCGACGCCGGGCUCCUGCGCUAGCCUCCAGGCUCCUGCGCUAGCCUCCGGGGAGCGAGCGGAGCGCCGCGCUUUCCCGACAGCGCUCUUGGUUUAAAAAAUAUUUUUUUUUAAAAGACGGUCAUCAUUAAAAAACCGAGCUGAGCGGGGUCUUCUCCUGUCACAUCACAUUAAGCCAGGCGCCGCGGCAGAGGGGAACGAGAGAAAAGAGAGAAAGAGAGAGGGGAAGAGAGCGGAGAGAGAGAGGGAAAGAGCGACAGAGAGAGAAGGACAAACGAUCCAGGAAAGAGGCCUCUUCGAAUUCAGGGCUACGUCUCUGAAAACGAAGGUAGGAGUGUAUAUGAACAUCCGCCGCCUCAUAUCACUGCUUCCAAUUCGGCUUAUUCCUGGGGUCAAAUUUAGCAAACUAUGAGGGAACAGUGUUCAGACUCAGUGUGAAGACGAAGAAUAGCUAACCGCAACACUAGUUCCUGGCUAAAUGUGUUUUGUAUAGCUAUACAGAGCUGCGUACUUUGCAAUGGAUACAUAUUCAUAUUUGGGACCGUGACAUUGAUAUUAAUAUACAGAACAUAUUUUUCUAUACAGCUUACUUCAUUUAACCUUCAAGGAAAAAAAAAAAACAACCUGUUGACUAAGGUUUCAUUCAUGUGAAUGUGUUUGCACAUGCACGGUUGCUGCAUUUCAAAAACUGGCACAACCCCCCCCCCACAUUAACAAAGCCUAAACAUUUUAGCAUAGUUUUUGUCGUUUGUUUGGCCUGGGUUCCUUUGAAGCCGCAUGUACAGUCCGAACCGAUGAUCGACAUUAUGACAAGUGCACUAAAUGUCGAAGAAAUACCGUGCUUUUAAAUCCUCUGUAUUAGCAUAUCGGCUCAUAAAUUAGACGAUUCAGCGUCUGUUGGAAUGUUGGGCUGGUUGACACCCCUUAUAGUUUUAUAAGGUCACACGGACAACCAGGAGGUUGAUAAAGCAACAUGACUGUACCAAUUGAAAUGGCACAUUACCUAUGAUGAAACGGAAUUAUACGAGCUGCCAAAUUGGUAGAUAACCUUACCUUACCGUUUUACAGACUUGACCGACGAAGCUAUUGUAUUCUAGCUAUUAUGUUCUGCUCGACGACUGGGGGACAUGGCGCUAUCACAGGCUUUGUUUAAUCUGCUUUCAAAGGUAGUGAAUCGCGAAGCUCUCGGCCGUGAAACGUGACGUAUAACCCGGGUGGAAAUGAAUAGAGCCUUGGGUCAUGGUGGGGAUGCCAUGUUUAUUAAACGUGUCUUAUCUGAAAUUGUUCAGGAAGGAUAUUUAGGUUGCGGGUUGCCAGUUUACGAGGUAGGUCUUUAUCACUAGUUGUAUCGGUUGACACGUGGCCUCGAGUAGGUUUGGGGGGUGCCACGUAAAAUGCUUUAUUUCUUAAUUUAUUAAUAUUUGAAGAAAAUUUCAGAGAGGAGGGUUUAAUACAAACAUUUUUGGAGCUAUGAAACAAAACAUUCCAUAUGAAAUAUUCUCAAUGUAAAGAUGAAUGUACACUUUGCUAAGAGUGGGACGCAAAGUUGGAAAAGCUGUCUGGUAUUUCUUAAAAACAUCCUUAAAGAUAUUUAGGCAUAGGUUGCCAGUUUACAGGAAGUGCAGUACCUCCUAGUGUCAGUUGAGUAUUAGACCCUGUGGGGAAAUGAGAUUGUCACUGGAAAUGUAUUGUCUUUAAAUCUCUUCAUCUCUAAAUAUUAGAGAUCAAUUUUAUAGAGAGGGAUUUUGCUGAAAUAACAUGCAGCUAUGUAACGAAGCAUUCGGUAUGAAAUAUUGUGUAUGUAUUGUGAUUUUAGAAUGCACUUUGGCAAAGGGAGGAUUCUCAGAACAUGGCAACCUGCAGUGUUGUUUUGUCUUUUCUUUAAAUGACCAACGGAAACAUGUUUAUUUGUGGUGGACAGGUGCAAUUUUCCUACGUGAAACUAUUGUAAUUGCAAAUAUAAAGUGUCUGUACAGUUUAUGACAAAUUAGUGAAAAAAUAUACAAAAUAUGAGUGAUGUAUAGUAAAUUUGAUUCUUGUUGCUAUGUAUGUUUUACUAGAAUUUAUCUUUAUAUAAAACUACCUAUAUUCAUGAGAUUCUAUCACUUGAAUAUGUAAAUGGACAAAAUAAACACCAGUUAUCUUGCAGAA
Messenger RNA from Anguilla rostrata (American eel), 6954 nucleotides. RefSeq names its product proton myo-inositol cotransporter-like. Gene Ontology annotation, cellular component: apical plasma membrane. The record is from RefSeq and is a predicted model, not a curated record. Gene Ontology annotation, biological process: transmembrane transport; myo-inositol transport. NCBI's taxonomy places the organism in Eukaryota, Metazoa, Chordata, Actinopteri, Anguilliformes, Anguillidae. Gene Ontology annotation, molecular function: myo-inositol:proton symporter activity. The transcript is spliced from 12 exons. The coding region runs from base 1963 to 3849 and encodes 628 amino acids.